Cylindrotheca closterium is the source of this 2346-nucleotide messenger RNA. The record is from the annotation of a GenBank genome assembly. NCBI's taxonomy places the organism in Eukaryota, Bacillariophyta, Bacillariophyceae, Bacillariales, Bacillariaceae.
AUGAGUGCUGUUGAAACUAAGAUGUCAUCGUCUAGCUCUCCUGUCGCUCCAAAGAGAGGGGGUGGUGCCAUCAACAAUGAAAAGACGACUGGUAGUGGCAGCACGACAAAAUCUUCUAACUCUUAUGUCGCUCCAAAGAGCGGACGUGGUCGGCCACUGAGGACUGUCACUGAUGAUGAAAAGACAACGAGUGAUUGUGAGACGAAGACAGCAUCUACCUGUACCACUGUCGCUUCAAAGAAAGCUCGCGGUCGUCCUUCCAUACCUGCCAUCGAUGAUGGGAAGGCAACUGGUAGUGAGGGAAAGGCAGUACCCAUUAGUCCUUCUGUAGCUGCAAAAAGAGGGCUUGGGCAUCCAAAUAACUCCAACAAGACGAUUGCUGGUGCUAGUAAGACAGCAUCGACUACUCCUACUGCCGCUACAAAACGAGGCCGUGGUCGGUCACUGCACAUCAGCCACAGUGUUUCUGCAGUUGAAUACCUCAAGGCUUGGAUGAUGUCUCCCGAACACAUUGCUCACCCUUAUCCUACCAAGACGGAAAAGACAAAAAUGGUGGCUGACACUGGAAUUUUUCAGCAACUGGAUAAUUGGUUUGCAUACACUCGAAAGCGCCAUUGGAAGCCUCCUGUCGAUUCCACUAGAGGACCUGGGCGUCCACGAGAAACUGCAUUCAACGAUGGUGCCAAGGCGAAGAGGGCUGGUCCUACACGAAAAAUUGCACUGAGUGAUGACAACAAGACGAGCGGAAGUGGUGAUGACAGCAAACCAGCAUCUACUAGUCCUGCUGUAGCUGCAAAGGGAGGCUCUGGUUGGCCACCACAAAGUGCCGCCAACAAAGAUAGAAAAGACUCGAAUGGAAAAGCGGCGGCAUUUGACUACCUCAAGGCUUGGAUGAUGUCUCCAGAACACAUUGCUCAUCCUUAUCCUACUAAAUCGGAAAAGGCCAAGAUGAUGGCUGACACGGGUAUGGAACUAAAGCAGCUAGAUACUUGGUUUGUCAACAACCGAAAGCGCUACUGGAAGCCUCAAGUCGGUAACAAGUUGCAAUCAUCAGUGGGCAAGACAGUAUCUCCCAGUCCUCUUGUCGCUCCAAAAAUGGGGCCGGGGCGUCUACGAAAAAAUUCAUUCAACGAUGACAAGAAGGCGAGUGGGAUGGCUUCCAAUCCUACUCCUGCUAAAAUGAGAGGACCUGGGCGUCCACGAAAGUCUAUUCCUUUGGCAGUUCGAAUUGUUAAAAAAGGAAAUAGUGACAGCAAUGAACCAUCCCUUGGCGAUCAUACCGCUCGGAAGAGGGCUCGCCCGCCCAAAUGUGCUAUCAACUUGGAAAAUGAAAUGGGAGGUCACAAUAAGAAUGCUGGAGAUGGGGAUAAGGACGAGAAGCAAAUGAGUCUAAAAGUUAGCACGAAUUCCAAACUUCCAAAUGCCAAACCGGCUGCAGAUCCGACCAAAUGGAGUACAGAAAAUGGAGGAAAUCCUAGAAAGAAUUACAAGACCGCAUCCAGUGAAAUCGAAGCAACCUCAAGUAGUGGUGGCAAACGUGAGCGUGUUUCCACUGCGAAAGGAAAAGCAUGGAAUACAAACCAGUCCAAUAGAAUAGGAGCACAAGCCCUUGAAUACCUCACGGAUUGGAUGACAAGUCCCGAUCACAUUGUUUAUCCUUAUCCAACCGAUCCAGAAAAGGCUAAAAUGAUGGCUGACACGGGCAUGGAACUCAAGCAACUGAAUACUUGGUUUUCCAACUAUCGAAAGCGUUAUUGGAAGCCUAGAGUCGCUGAAAAAUUUCAAUCAACAGGCAGCUAUUCGACUUCUUCUUCGAAUGGUGUGCAAGGAAAAGUAAAAACUAUCGGAGAUAGCAGAAUACAAGUGCAGAAAAGUGGAUCUGAUGCUGGUAGCAAACCCAAAUCAAUAGGCAUUAGCCAAUCGAAGUCUCCAAAGAGGUCCCCGGACCGGCUGCGCAAGCAUGCUAUCGGAUCUCACAAUAAUACAAGCAAUCAUUAUGGAAGCGGAGACAGUGUCAAGAAGAAGACAGUAUUGAUACGCUCGGCUAUUUCAAUCAAGGGCCGCAGCCCGCCAUCAGAACAUGCUGUCGCUUCACUCAACCUUGAAAGUGGGGGCAAUGCCAAGCACAAGAGCACAAUGAAACGUGUCAUUCAGUCUACGACUACAUUUCCGAAGAAGGCUCCCAAUUGCCCACUAAAACAAUUCAUCGGCACAAAAGGGAACAUGGCAAGAUUCUGCAAACGUUCACAGAUUGAUGACGCAAGUCUCAAUUGCAGAAGUUGCCAUGGUGGUAGAAACGGAGACUUCGAUGAGAAAAGGAGCAGCAAAUCAUAUGGGCAUAGUUAG